Xyrichtys novacula (pearly razorfish) is the source of this 11798-nucleotide messenger RNA. The record is from the annotation of a GenBank genome assembly. NCBI's taxonomy places the organism in Eukaryota, Metazoa, Chordata, Actinopteri, Labriformes, Labridae.
GGGAAAACACACAUUAACUCAUGUGAGUGUAGAGUUAAUUUAAGGAUGCUUUGCUGCAAAUUUCAACACAGAUCUGUCUUGUAGCUCUACUACCAAGCCACAGCUGUUUAAAGCAAUAGUAGUUGGUCUUUGAUAAUAUUUAGAUAUAUUCUAAAAUUGUACAAAAUUUCUACAAAAUCAUGUCAGGCUGAAAAGUUAAAUGGCACUUUGAGAAAUAAUUUCAAAAUAUUAAUGAACACAAACACACGGGUACAGAAAACAUAAAUAUAUAUAUUUACCUUCACAGACUUUUAGUCCUGUCUUUUGUUUUUAAUGUUUGGGAAAUAGAAGCCCUUUGUAAUUGUGACACAAUUGACUUUUUUAUUUUAUAAAUUCAUCACCUUAGAAAGAGGAUAAUGUUGGGCCUGAUUUUAAAAAGUGUCUCUCGAGUUUGGACCAUAUUGUGAAAGAAUAUUGGUGUUCAAAUACGUACAAAAAAAUCCUGAGCUAUUACGUUUGUCUGUGAACUUACUGAUGCUUCCUAGCUCCACUGGUCCUCCCGUACUUUAUUGCUCUGAAGAUAAUUUAUGAAAGAAUAACAAGUAUUUUUCUCAAAAGGUCCCUUAUGUUUUGAUGGACUGACUGAACUUUGUUAAAGAGAUGCUGAGCUUUUUAAAUCUUCAUUAAAUUUGUGUUUUCUUUUGUUGUCAGUUUUCUCUUUUGUUCAAGCGGUCUGGGGCCAUGAUGGUCACCGUACCUGCUUUCAUUCCUACAUGUUGCAUAAUGUUUUUGUUAAGCAGUUUAUAGUGACUAUCUGUAGUGAACAGGCCCGUAACACAUUUGCUGUCUCUACUUUCAGAAUAGGAAGGCCUUUUUGUGACUUAAGUUCAAGACCAUCAGUGUGCUGAACUGGCAAAACAUGAAGAUGUUAUUCUCUGCAUUAUUAAUUUUCAAUAAUUAAAGGCUUUACCUGCCCCAACCAGUGAAUAAUGUAAGACAAGCAACUGCUGCUCUUAAAAGUACUAUUUAUUUCAACAUAACAGGCUGGAAAGUAACUUGAGUUUGUGAAGAUGAGUAGCUUUUUGUGACUCUGUACUUUUUUAAUAGGCUUUUCAGUAAUGUUACUUUUACUCUGGUAAUUUGUAGGAAAUAUUGCUCUCAUAUUUAUUAUACUUUUGCAUCAUUUGCUGAGUUAAAAAUAAAGUAAAAAGCAAAAGAAACAUAAGCUGGUAUAUAGCCAGCUGAUUGGGUGGCAUCUGAUGCUGACAGUCAAGUGAACCAACAGAGCUGGAAAGUAAAAGCUAGAGCUCAAAUCACAAUGAAAAAAGUUGGAAAUACAUUCACAGACUUGGCUUUGUGUAGUUUUAUAAAGAUUUAACAAAUCCAACAUCUUUCCACCCAGAAAAGAAGCAGAAAAUGAGCCACAGUUUUUUAACAGGCCAUUUUCAAGCUGAAGAUUUUACCCUGCCUCUAAGCCCAGCAGACUGUUACUUAAGCAUGCAGAGACAGUCUUAAACUGAACAAAUAUGCAACAAAAAUAUUUGACAACUUUAGAUAGCUGUAGUGUAUGAAAAAGUUCUAAGUCAUGGUUCAAAGCUUGAUCUGAAAAAAAGCAUCCAGGUCCACUUGUCUUUUGCAUUAAACUAGAUUAGUGUGGUGUCUCAAAAAUUACCUUCCCAGGUCCAACAGUAAACACUCAGUACCAACAAUUUACAGUGAAGUACAUUUAUCUUUACCUGAGUAGAUUCACAGACUGUGAGUUUUUCUAUUACUUAAUAGUUCAUCAUAGUAGCUUUGUAUAACAUUCCAGUACAAUUUUCCACCCUGAAAAAUCAGAUUUCUUCCAGUCUCUAUUUCAAUAAUUCCAUGAAGCUAGUUUUUGUCUCCAUACUCCUGCUUUUAUGAAACAUGAAGAAAUAAAAAAUAAAAAAUAAAACAGACAGAGAAAACUGUCAUUUGGAGUUGAUUUACUGGCAGGAACAAUCAUUUAUUGUUACAGUAGAGGAAGACUUAGAGAAACUAACCCAGUAAAUUGUUUCCCUACUAUUCCUGAGGUCAGUUUUGGAUUUUUCAGUCACUGCUACGCUCCCUAGUCUGCGGCUGCUGCGCGCAAUGACGCGUGUCACCGAGCGUCAUCUCUAUCCUGGACACGUUCACGUCCAGCAGACUCUGCAGGUGUUUGAUGUAGUCAAUAGCCGCUCUCAAAGUCUCCACUUUGCUAAGCCGUUUGUCCUCAAACUCCUGCGGCAGAUGCUCCCUGAGCCGCGCGUAACCUUCGUUUACGCAGCGCACUCGGUGCCGCUCUCUUUCGUUCCUUUUUCGGAUGAACGCGGGCUCAAAGGAGUACUCACAAACACCCAGAGGUCCAUGAAAAGGGAAAUAUGAAAACUGUCUGCAGGGUAUCCUCUGGCCGUGCACCGUAUCGACGUAUGCAGCGUCCAGGUGGAAGGGCAGUCGUAGGCGAAGCGCAUCCCUGUAGUGCGCUCCACCUGUGUCCAUGGAGAGCCCGUGGAUAGCCAGUGAAGGGACAUAGGUAAAUUUUUCCAUGGACUCCAUCCUGUUAGUCAAACAUGAGAAAAUAUAAGACGAAAAAAACAUCAAUGUAAAUUAGCAACACGGUCUACAUAAUCAAUAAAACUUACCCUGUCAAUGGCUCCUCACAAUCAUCACGUGUUAAAAAUAUUAUUUGCAGUAGGUCUACUACUUCCCACGCGGUUGUUGAUUAUUUAGAUCAAGAUGUUUUAUAGGCUGAGCUGACCCUCCUUGACUGAGACUUUUUCGGUCUGGGUGACAACUUGUUUCUUGGGCUAGAAGCAUGGUGGGUGUGAUCAAGGGCGGAGAUGCAGUUACUUCAUCCAGAUAAAACAGUUUACACAACGGUUCCUUCCUGCAUGUGAAGUCUUUUUCAUCAAAAAAUAGUCCCAUUGUUGACUCAGAUAAUACCCGCCUGGGCUUACUUUUUAUUAAAUAUAUUAUUAAAUAUAUUAAAUAGGUCUUCUGAUCAAUGGUAAGACGUGUUUUGGAUGGAGUAUAGGAGAGGAAACUAUGAAUUAUAAGUCAAUUCAUUAAUCUCAAAGCAUAUUUUCAAGUAAAACCCUGUCGACUCUUUAGAGGAGGGGAGGUUAGAUUAAUAAAAAGUGAUUAAGUAUGCCUAAACAGCUAUUGACAACGAACAUAAAUCACAAAUCUAAUACUACAGAGAAAACUGAUCCAAAAUCACCACUAAGUGCUGAGUUCUUCUUGCACAAAUGGAACAAUGUGAUAGAUCCAAUAAAGUUUUAAAUGAAUUAAAAAAAAAAAAACCGCUAUGAAUUUUGUCAAAUGACUUUGUAAUUUUUCGAAUAAAAUAAAGGAGCUGACGAGGACACUCAGUUUUGAGACGCUCUCUUUCAAUCCGCAUUUUACUCCCAGUUUUGAGAGUCUUGUAGAGGUGGAGUGAAACCUGACCUGAGAUCAGCCGAACCGCUACAUCCUACGCAUGCGCAUUGGGGACGGAUCCAGUCAUGGCCCCGUUUAUGGAGGCAUUGUGUUGGUAUGUUGUUGUUUUAAGGCUACCUCCUUCAUUAAUGACAGACUUAUUUGUUUGUUAGAGACUGCAGUUUUAUCGCGAUAUGAAUGCACUUUUUGCUAACUCAAUAUCACCAAGUAUAUCUCUCUUUUCAUGAUUUUUGAAGGCGUAAGCCAGCAAGGCUAAUGUUAGCAUUGAGCCAAACUGGGUGAUGUGUAGCAGCUUGUUCAGACAUUUCAGUCAAACAGCUAAAACUAAAGUUUAUAUGUUAAGUUAGGGUUCAUACGAAACUUUGAUCUGCACGAUGACACUUCUUAUUUUGUUGCCAGCUUUAUGAAGCAGGAAGAGAAAACGAAGGACCCCCUCAGAAACCUUUGCAGAUAAACAUCAGGUGUUGAGUUCAGGUGAGUUACUGUAACUCUACAUUUACUGCUUAGGGGAGAGUGGGGUAAGAUGAACCAUUUUUCAUAUUUCAGAUCACUGCAUCAAGGCAAUCAUAGUUUUGUCUCUAACGAGUGAAUCUGUAUGUAUUUCAAGAUGUUGUGCAUCCCUGCAAACCAACAGAAUGAGUGUAAACAUAAUUGUCUUGAUGAUGUAGCAUUAAAAAAAAGUGGUCUCCUAUGGAGGGGGGUAAGUUGAGCCGUAUCCCUACUACAGACCCUCUCGCCACCCCAGCCCUCCCUCACCUUCUCUCUCCCUAAAUGACAGUCACUUCUUCACAUUUAUGUGUAUUUUGAUCUAUUAUACACUAUUUAACUUGUACAACAAUUCUUUUUAUUAUUAUUGCAUAUAACUUCUCAAAAGCUGUUUUAUAAAAAGCUAUUUUAGGUUCUCAAGUUCAGUCCUCCAGGCCCACUGUCCUGCAUGUUUUGGAUGUUUCCUUGCUCCAACACACCUGAUUCAAAUGAUCAGCUCGUUUUCAAGCUCUGUAAUGGCUUAAUAACGAGCUGAUCAUUUGAAUCAGGUGUGUUGGAGCAGGGAAACAUCAAAAACAUGCAGGACAGGGGGGGCUCGAGGACUGGAUUGAGAACCGCUGAUCUAACUGUACAAAUAGAGGCUGAUUAAUUAAUUAACUUAAUUAACUAGUUAUUAGUUUGCUUGUGAGCUCAUAGCCCAGACCUGAUUGAACUCUGGAUGUUUUUCAGGAUGAAUGAGAUGAACCUGAGUCCUGUGGGCAUGGACCAGCUCAGUGUGCCCUCAGUGAGUGCCAGCCACCUGGGUCUGCCCACCUCUCCCACACAUAACACCAUCCCCACCCCAGGUAGGAAUGACACUGCUUGCUGAGAGACAGACUGGGACCUAAAACUGAAGGACUUAUAAAGAGCAAAGUCACAGUAUCCAUCCACUACAUUCCAGGUGCUUAAAUUCCUUAAAUUCAUAUUUUUUUUAGGCAUGCCAGUGGCCAUCCCCAGCCUGGGUCCUUCCCUGGGUUCCCUUCCCUCUGCUCUCUCACUGAUGCUUCCCAUGGGUCCACUAAGUGACAGGGGAGUGAUGUGUGGCCUGCCGGAGAGGAACUACUCCUUGCCACCUCCUCCUUACCCUCACCUGGAGAGCAGCUACUUCCGCCACAUAUUGCCAGGUUGGGCACCAUUGUUGUGUAGGAGAUUUUAAAGCAGAGCCUGUUGUGACAUUCACUGAAGAAUAACAAGUCAGUUUCCUCUUGUAGGUAUCCUGUCCUAUCUCGCAGACCGUCCACCACCUCAAUACAUUCACCCCAGCAGCCUCAAUAUGGAUGGGACCUUAUCUGUGGCCAGCAACAAUCCUUCAGGUCUGGAUCCUUACAGUGGCCCAGGAGGCCCACUGGAACAGGGCCUGGUUCCCAUGGACUCCAGACAGGUCAGCACCCAGGGAGACCUCCACCAGACUGGCGCCCAUGAACUGGACUCUACAGGGUUGGCCAUGGAGUCCCGUGUCAGCAGCCCCAUGUCCCCUGACCGGAUGGGAGAGGAGCUGGCAAACAUGGACGGAGUUGGGGUUGUGGCGGUGUCUGACACCCAGCAGCAGCUCGGAGGAGGGAGGCAGCCUCAGCCACAUGAAAGUUUGGCUGGGGUGGACUCCUCUGGUGGGGUGAUGCCCCUCCAUGGACCUCCUGUGCUGGAACUACCUGUGGUGAUGGAGCCUGACCAUAUGGGGGGCAGAGUGGGGAAUGCAGGGACUGGGGGAGGCGGAACAGGCGGUCUCGGGGAGCAGCUUCACAGCAAUGCGGAACUGAAUUCAGGGGUUGUGAGUGUUGUGCUCACUGGAUCCAUGGCCAACCAGGGCCAGCUGGAGCCAGUGUCACUCCAUGGACACUCUGGGAUGGGGCUGGAGGCUGUAAAUGUGUCUCCAAUCACUGCAGAAGUGUCACUGGGGCCGGAAAACAACCUGGUGCUGGUCAACUCUACACUACAACUUGAAGACUCUGCUUCUAACAAGGAGAACAUGGUCACUGCUUACACCAUCUGUGAGUGUGCAUUUGUUAAUCUUUUAUUGAGCAAAAACAAAAACGAUCGACUUGUUGUAGAACGCAGUGAUAUUAUUGAAAUGUGUGAUGUCCUGGUACCAUUUCUCCACUCUAGAUACCAAUUUUAGGGCCCAAACUGGAGUAUAGCCCAAUACAGAGUACCACUCUGUUUUCAGUGCAGUAUUAAAAACAGUUACUUUAACUGCUUUAACUGCUUAUCCUUAUCCCAAAGAUAAGCCGUGCUAUCAUUCUGCUCGGAGCAUCCUCACCUGUCCUGUAUCUGCCAUGAUUUAUGCUUCAAUAUUGAUAACAGCGACCUGACGAAAAUAGUCCGGCUUUGAAAUGUGUCACACAUCACCAAUAUACCCAAUAUGUAGUUAAUAGGUCAAGUCAAAUUUAACGCAACUCACAUUGACCGAAGUGCUAUACAACUAGAGGAACAACAAAAAAAUCCCAGAACAAGCAUUUCAUCAAGUUGAAGACGCCGCAGAGACAACAUAUCCAAAUCAAAAUGCAGAGACUUACAAGAAUCAAGCUUUGAUGUGAUGAUGGCAUGGAUUACUCGUGUGAUUAUGUGUUUGAGCACAGAUGUAGUUAAAUUUUAGCUAAAGUCUCAGCUGGAAAAAAAAGUAACCGCCAAGAGUAUUUUGUGUAUCGUACUUGAAUCAGGUAUCAAAAGUCACAGUGACAUUUUAGGCAGAUUGACACCAGUGGGCAGCUAGAGGGCCUAGAGCGGCAGCGUAGUUAUCCAGAGAGUUGGGUUGUCCAAAUCGAACAAUUUCUGUGUCACUUUAAAGAAAUUUAAGCCAACACUAGUUUCAAUAUUUGCACACAGUUCAGUAGUGGCUGCAUAGAACAAAUCUGGAUGUCAUCGACAAAGCGGUGAAAGUGCAUAUUGUGGUUUAUAAAAUUUUAACCCAAUAGUAACAAAAACAAUCAAGAGAGGUGAGGUGACGCAGUAUCGGGGCAACUGUUCAGAGAAAUCUUGCUAAAGAGCAUGCACUGACUCUUGUUCUGUCCCUGCCUUCUAGGGUGCACACUAUGCGAGCGCUCAUAUACCUCAGACUGCCCAGAGCAUGGCCCAGUCACCUUCAUCGCUGACACGCCCAUCCAAAGCCGAGCUCGCCUAUCUCUACCACGUGUACUGUGCCUGCGAAUCUCAGUAGCUGAUGAACCACUGGGUAAGAGGAGAUACUCUGUACAGGGAUUUAAAAAACCUUUUACAAGAAUGUUUGAUGUCCUGUAUUAGAAUAUGAUGCCUGCAUUCACGAAAGAACUGAAGUGAGAUUUUAGGUAUUUUUUGUCUAUGUUAAACCCAGUCUGGAUUGUAGUCACUCUAGUUCUGUUUCUGCUCUGCCGCUGUUGUUUCUGUUUUUUUUCCUGCUAUUUGUAGACAGAGUUUAAGCUGUUCAGGGAUCACACAAGAUUUUAUACAUCCGGAAAUGAUCCUCAUGACACAUUUUAUGGCCUCAGCAUAGAAAAUGGACUUUAACCUUUCAUCAUUUAUGCUAAAGACUUGACUUUAAAAAAAACACACACAUAAAAAUGACUUUACUGACUAAACGUGUUUAUGCCUCUCUCAGGAGUCUUUGCACUGGACAUUAUUCCUCCGAGGACCUGCUUUGGACCAAUGGUGGGCCAGCACUGUACUAAUGUAGAUCUCUCUGAUUGGCCAGAAAAGGAAUCUCCACAAGUAUGGAAGGUUAGUGUUGAAGCUUUUGCUGAAGCCUGAUACUCACAGUCACAUUAAGAACCAUGACAGGUUGAUAGAAACAUUUCUCUUUUAGAUGUACCACAACAACGUACUGGAGUUCAUCAUCGUGACUACUGAUGAGAACGAGUGCAACUGGAUGAUGUUCGUCUGCAAAGCAAGGUACAAGUUGAAGCUUUUCUGGUGUAAAUCUGACGUCUGGUUCACACUGGAAGCGCCGCGCGCGGAACGGAAGCGCCGCGCACAGAGUUUCAGAUCGGCGCCCAUGUUAACCUAUGACGUCUGGUUCACACUGGAAGCGCCGCGCGCGGAACGGAAGCGCCGCGCACAGAGUUUCAGAUCGGCGCCCAUGUUAACCUAUGAGACUGUUCACACAGCACGCGCGCGGAAGCGCCGCGCGCGGAACGGCUCGCGCUCUGGAGCGCGGCUGCUCCGCUUCUCUCUAUUUUCGGCGCGAGCCGCGAGCGCCGAUGUAAAGCUCAACAGAGCAGAUCGGACCAGACAGGAAGUCAGGAAGGAGAUGCGAGAGAAUCCGGUCAAUUUUCAAAAUAAAGUAAAUUUCAAUAAAUUAGAAAAGGAUUUACGGUGUUGCUUGUCAGCCUAUUUUUUUUUACCGAUGAACACACACACACACACACACACACACACACACACACACACACACACACACACACACACACACACACACACACGGAGGGAGAGCUGCAGAGAUUCAGUGAUGUUAUUGAGACAAAGAGGGGGGGGGACUUUAUUACGAUACAGUCAAUAGCCUCGAGCUAACAAGGCUAUACAUCCAACGGAGUCAACAGACUCCAUAUUUAUUCGUCGUUUACCCCUAUAUAAUAAUUUAAAACAAUACUUGAAGAUGCUGCCAAUAUUUAAUUUAUGUAUGACGAAAUAAAAAUGUAAAUGAAUAUUGAUUUACCCAUUUUUAAAGCGCUCGUAAGUGUGGAAAACUGAGGGCAGACGGAAACGGCCGAGCACUGCCGGGCUCAGUCGAUGUUUGACCAGCGUGUCAGAGCGCAGCAGAAAGCGCUUUCUGUGUGAACAGCCAAGCGCGAGCCGGCGCUGCGCGCGCGCGCGGCGCUUCCGUUCCGCGCGCGGCGCUUCCUGUGUGAACCAGGCGUGAGAGGUUUGUGCUGUAACUUUAAAAGUAAUUGAAUUGAGUAUUUAUGGAAGGUGUUAGUACAAAUCAGAACUAAAGUCAGUUAUUCUUAGCUGUCCCAAAAUAGUGUCCUGCAGUAACCCCCAGCAGCCAUUGUUGUGUUUAAGUACCGUGGUUGUAUCAGAAUUGCUGUGGCUAACUACUGCCUGAGAGUGACAUAGAAGAGCCAACUGCAGGUUUAUUUUUAUUAUGUGUAAGGUAAGAAAAAGGUGUAUCAACCAAUGCUGUUUGUAGUCUAGAAUUAGGAUAGAUAGAAUUACUUCAGUGUUCAUCAUUUACAAGUUUUUUUGCAGGGAGAUGAAUUUUCUCCAGAGGCCACUUCUCUUAAUUCAUGAGUGUCCAAAAAACAACUAUAAUUUCUUUGAUUUUUUUUAUUUUAUUCAGAGACAAGAGAGUAAGGCAUCAAGCAAUUUUUGUACCAAUGACUUAUUUAUUCCUGCAUUUAUAUUUUACUAUUUCUCCCAUUACUGACUGUUCACCGGGCAAAAGAAAUGUGCAUUUUGUCUAAAGAACUUAUCAAAACAAGAUGAUACAGCAAUGAAAUCACUGCCAUGCAGGUUUAGUAGUCUGCAGUGGUUCUGUUUUUACACUACCACAACAGAAUGAAGGAGUUAGGCAUUGAAUGCUGGUGGUUUAAGAACAUCUCUGCUAAACUUUUAUCAUUGGCUGCAUGUGUGUUUUAGGACCCGUGAGGAGCAGAAUCUGGUGGCAUACCCUGCCAAUGGCAAAAUGUUCUUCUGUACAACCAGAGAGAUUCAUCCAGACCAGGAGCUGCUCUUCUACUACAGCAGAGACUACUGCAGGCUGCUGGGUAAGAUGAGGAAUCAUUAAAGUUCUGAUUUUAAAGAGGCCACAUUGAUAUGUUGCUCACUCGCUCAUCCAUUUAUUGUUUUCCACCAUUCCUUUCGUCUCCUCAGGUGUUCCUCAGGUGCCUGAGGGCCACAUCUGUCAAUGUGGCAAAGAGUGCUCCUCCUUCUCUGAGCUAAAGUCUCAUCUGAGCAGCCACAACACCAAUCACAGCCAAAACCAGCCUCCACACAACCACAGCCCCUCACAGCAGGACCACUCUCAGCAACAACCGCAGCAACAAGAGCAACAACCACAGCAACAGCAACACGCCCACCAGGAAGAGAAGCUGGCGAAUGGGACGUCGAGCUCCUCCUCAUCUCCAUGGCCCUGCCACACCGCUCAUGCUGCAGGACAAACAAACAGCGAAAACAGUAGCAGCAGCAGGGACAAUAACCGAAACUCUGAUAACGGUACACCCAGAGCCAAAGGUCAAGGUCAUGUACGGGAGAAGAAAUUCAAGUGCAGCAUGUGCUCCCGAGCUUUCAUCACCUCCACAAAGCUGAAUGUGCAUUUCAUGGGGCAUGUUGGGAUGAAACCUCACAAGUGUGAAUACUGCAGUAAGGCCUUCAGUGAUCCCAGCAACCUCAGGAUGCACCUCAAGAUCCACACAGGUGUGUACAGGGGUUAUUUUCAAAGUUUGUUUAGACUUUGAUUUGUUUUUGUGUGCCAAGAAAAUAGCAGCAAUGUCUUUAUACCUCGUUGCCUCUUUUCAUUUAUUUUUACAGUAAACUGCAAAAUCGUAACGUUUUUCUGUCUCUCAUAGGUCAAAAGAACUACAGAUGCACAGUCUGUGAGAAGUUAUUUACCCAGAAGGCCCAUGUUGCGUCACACAUGCUUAUCCACACCAGUGCAGAGAAGCAUGUGUGUGACCUCUGUGACCGUGCCUUCAUUAGGAAACACGACCUGAAACAGCACAUGUUCUCUCACACACAGUAUGCGACUUUUUCCUUAUUUUCUGCAAAGCUAAAAAAGCAGAUUGUUACUUAGGUUGUUUGGCUAAAAGAUAAUCACAUUUCUGCCUUCAUAUUUGCUUAUCUGCUGUAUUGAAGAAUAGGUUUUUAAGAAAGCAUCUUGAUCUUGUUAUAAUCACUCAAUAGAAGAAAGCUUGAUCACUAAGGCCCUUUAUACUCUUUCUCUUCUUGCUCUUAGUGAACGCCGGAUACAGUGCCCCAAGUGCCACAAACAUUUCCUCAAGACCAACCACCUGAAGAAACACAUGAACUCCCACGAGGGCCGUAGAGACUUUGUCUGUGAGAAAUGCCACAAAGCUUUCCUCACCAAAUACCACCUCACCCGUCACCUUAAGAUCUGUAAAGGGCCUAAGGCGGAGAGAGCAGCCCGCAAGGAGCAAGACGUGGAUGAGGAAGAAGAUGAAGAGGAGGAAGAAGAGGAGGAGGAGACUAGAGGGAGAGGAGGAGAGAGACUUGUUGACUCAGCCAGUACCGAGGACUGUGGUUUGGAUGUUGGAGGGUAUCACUCUGAGAAGUCCCCGUCACCCCCUCAUUGAUGACACUGUGCCUCUUGCAAUGUCUUAUUUAUUUAUUAAAUGAUAACGAUUAAAAACCUCUACUUUCUGCCAAAUCCAAGUUACUUUCUCUGAUUUCACAUUUAGAAUUUUAAAACACAGUGUAUGUUGGGUCUCACAUAAGCAUGUAAUCGCUGCUAUAAUGAUAAUCUUUGCCAACUGACACAGAUCAGUCUGUCUUUCUGUAAAACUUUUGUCUUCAUUUAAACUCAGGCAUGCUCACUGUUGUUUAAUAAAAGCUAUCUUAUUAUAAUUUUUUUUUUAUCCUGACACACUAACGCUAGGUGAAAAGCUUAUAUUUGUUUGUAAUUCCACCAUAUUGUUCUCGCAAUGCAACAUUGUGACGUCAUGUGAAACCCGGCUAUUAAAAUUUCUGAUGCCAUACUUGGUUUAGUCCUUUUGAUGUAUUUGUUCCUGACCUAUGAGUUUACUCUUUAUUUAUUAAACGCAGGUUUUUUGAUUACUUUUUAUUUUUCAUAGUCAUCUUUAUGUGUGAAUUUGGACCAGGAUCUUGAAAUCAGGAAUUUGAGUGUUUAAGGUAUUGUGUAAUUGUUAACUUGUUAAAAUGUCAUAGCCUCCUGUCAUUUAAAGUUAACUGAAUAAAAAAUCUAAACUGAA